Caenorhabditis remanei is the source of this 2220-nucleotide messenger RNA. RefSeq lists its product as uncharacterized. Gene Ontology annotation, biological process: proteolysis. Lineage: Eukaryota; Metazoa; Nematoda; Chromadorea; Rhabditida; Rhabditidae. The record is from RefSeq and is a predicted model, not a curated record. The coding region runs from base 1 to 2220 and encodes 739 amino acids. The transcript has 4 exons. Gene Ontology annotation, molecular function: serine-type endopeptidase activity.
AUGCAGCAUCUCCUCCGAAGAAUGUCAACUGCAACCACAAGUGCCGCGGAGUACGAUGUGAAAGCAUUGUUGACGCUGAAAGACCUCUACGGAGACCUGGCGCAGAUUCCACUUCCGAGUCAAGGUCGUAUCGAUAAGAAGACGGGAGAUGACUUGAUUAAGGUGACAACGACAUGGGAUAAUCGGGCGAUGCAGCUGAACAUGCCGACUCGUCAGCAGAGAGUCAGUCUGAUUGGAAGCAAGGGACCAGAAGUCACCGAUCGAUAUCUGAUGGCGUCGGUCUCGUUGCCGCUUUGCAAUUAUGAAAAUCAACGGAGCACAUAUUCUCAUUCAAACUCUCGUGUUGCUCAACUUCUCACCACUGGCAAAGGCGACGAUAGGAAGCAAUACUUGAAGAUUUACAAUCUCGAUGAGCACGUCGAGGAGCUUUGCACCGACCUGACAACCCAGAAGAAGCAUGGAAUUAUCCAUGGCGGAGGUUGUCUUCCAUUCGGUUGCCUCCAUUUCUCACAUGGCGAGGGUCAUGUGAUGUAUGUUGCUGAACGGCUCGCCAAGGCUUCCCAAUACUUUGAUGCGGAUAUCGAGUGGGAUAAUGAGACGAAGGUGUUCGAGAGCAAAGUGGGAAAGAAGUUCGAGCUUCUGGAGUCGUGGGGAGAGCAGAAUCAGGAGGUGAAGCGUCCGGUGAUCUGCACAGUAGACCGGUCGAGUGGACAAGUCACUGUCUAUGAUCAAAUCCCGUCUCAUAUCUCACCGUGCUACGCUAAAUGGGCGCCGGAAGAUUCUGGAAUUGUGUUCUUCGGACUGGAAGAGGGCGACACGCCAAGACUCGGUAGAAUCUACUGCAACAAUCGCAAGGGAUCCGUCUAUUACUACGAUAUCAAGUCGGGAGAAUUGACAAAGAUCAGCGAGGGAGACAUCUCGGCGGAAGACUUGCAAUUCUCUCCCGAUGGAAAUACUCUUGUUUGGUUCCAGCGGGCUGCUGACGGUCCACAUCAAGCAGUUCUGGAGAUGGUUGCCAUUGAUUGGCCGAUGAAGGGAACUGUUGAGAAGAGAGUUGUCGUCCCGAUUGUUACCGAGAAAAGAUCGGCGAAUGAGUUCCAAGGGUUCAGUUUUCCACAAACAGUCGCCCGCUCGUGGUCCGCUGACUCCAAACGCCUCAUUCUAUCGACUGCUUGGUGCAGCAAGCUCGAGUUGAUUUCAGCCAACGUCGCUAGCGGAGAGAUUGAGAAGCUCAGCAAUAAUGGGAUUUGUCUCGGAUCUUGGUCACUUCUUGAUGUUGUCGAUGAUGAGAUUCUUGCUACUGUUUCAGCACCAAAUCGCCCACCAAACGUGCUUCUCGGCCGACUUCCAGAGGUUGGAAAGGCUGAAGAGAUGGUAUGGGUAAGAAUCGAUGAGGCGAAAGCUAUCGACUCUCGUCGUCACCUCUUCGAAUUCUCGUGGGAGUUUGUGAAUUUCGAACGAGAUGGAGCCACUUACGAGGGUAUUCUCAUGAUUCCAAACGAGGGAAACAACCUUCCGAUGGUCGUCAAUCCACAUGGAGGACCACACGGAGCAUCGUGGGCUGUGUGGCCACGUCGUGAUUUGACGACACUUCUCAAUUCGGGAUACGCUGUGCUUCAAGUGAAUUUCCGUGGAUCCGUCGGGUUCGGAGACGAUUUCAUUCGUGCUCUUCCGGGAAAUUGUGGAGAUAUGGAUGUGAAGGAUUGUCAUAACGCCGUCCUCUCUGUCUUGGCAAAACAACCAAGAAUCUCCAAAGACAAGAUUGUUCUUUUCGGAGGGUCUCAUGGAGGAUUCCUUGUUUCUCAUUUGAUUGGACAAUAUCCUGGUUUCUACAAGAGCUGCGUCGCUUUGAAUCCAGUCGUCAACGUCGCCACAAUGCACGACAUCACCGACAUUCCCGAGUGGUGUUUCUUCGAGGGAACCGGUGAAAUGGCUGACUGGACGAAGACAACGACCACCGAGCAACGAGAGAAAAUGUUCUUGUCGUCUCCAAUGGCUCACGUUGAGAAUGCAGUCACUCCAUACCUUCUGCUCAUCGGCGAGAAGGAUCUUCGUGUCGUUCCUCACUACAGAGCAUUCAUCCGAUCGUUGAAGGCUCGUGGUGUCCCGUGCAAAGUGCUCACCUAUCCACCAUCCAACCAUCCACUCGACGAGGUCAAUGUUGAAGCCGACUACUCCAUCAACAUGGUCCGCUGGUUCGAGAAGUCUCUCUCCAAGUAA